Magallana angulata is the source of this 2005-nucleotide messenger RNA. Its product is annotated as neuropeptides capa receptor-like. Gene Ontology annotation, cellular component: plasma membrane. Bases 536 to 1774 code for a protein of 412 amino acids. The record is from RefSeq and is a predicted model, not a curated record. Gene Ontology annotation, molecular function: neuromedin U receptor activity. Gene Ontology annotation, biological process: neuropeptide signaling pathway. NCBI's taxonomy places the organism in Eukaryota, Metazoa, Mollusca, Bivalvia, Ostreida, Ostreidae. The transcript is spliced from 4 exons.
GCUACUCAUAAAGUACAGCAUACAUUUAAGCUUUAGCAUCAGUUAAUUGUAUGACAGGGACCGACGACUGUUCAGCGGGUCUUAGAUUCUAAUGACUAAGUGAUCAAAAGUGAGAGAAAUAAUUCAUGAUCGAGUGAAGUCGAGGAUAAUUCGAGUCCGGAUCAAUUCGGUGCAAUAAAAGCCAGGCGCGUGAAAAAAAAGUGCGCUCACUAGAUACAUGUAUAUCUGAUGCACGCUGCUUACUCAAGCGUGUCCAAGGAACUGACAAAGCUUUACCCCCCACCUCAAAAUAAAAAAAAAAUGGUCGACUUCAACGUCUCGGAGAUAUCUUUGUGUAGGUUCGGUGAUCGUUCGGAUAGGAAAGAGUUACUAUGACUGUGCUUCAGAUUUUGGGAAGAUUAUGAGAUCUUUAUGUCUUUUCUUUAUAACAUUAUACUAUUGAUUUUAAGGUAAAAGAUAAAAGGAUAGCGUGCAAAGUCAACGCAUUAAAAGAGUGCAGUACUAAAAGAAAAAGGGAGAAAAAACAUAAACCGGCAUGGAUAACGUGAGUUUUGGUCCGUCUCCGGACUUUUCCAACGGAUCCGGAUUUUUAAACGGAUCGAAUUCGGAUUUUGAUGAAUUCGGUUACCUGGAAUCACACCUUGGACCCCGUUAUUUAAACACCCCUGUACUGGCCGUUCUGUCCAGUGUGUAUGUUGCGAUUUUUCUGUCUGGGACCGUGGGCAAUGUAUGCACGUGCAUCGUGAUCGCCAGGAACAGGCACAUGCACACGGCGACCAACUACUACCUAUUCAGUCUGUCCGUCUCGGACUUGGCCACGCUGUUUCUGGCUCUUCCACAGGAGCUAUACAUGAUUUGGGAGGCCUAUCCCUGGCGACUGGGAGAGGGAUUUUGCAUCAUCAAAGCAUUCAUUACAGAAAUGUCUGCAUACGCGUCCAUCCUCACCAUAACUGCCUUCACAAUAGAACGAUGGGCGGCCAUAUGUCACCCAAUGAGAUUCCAGAAGUUGUCCAAUUUAUCACGAGCUGUCAAAGAGAUCGUAGUGAUCUGGAUUCUGUCCAUUUUGUGUGCCCUGCCUUACCCCAUUCACACACGGACGUUUUACGAGAUGGCACACCCCGUGACGUUUCGUCCCCUUGUCGACUCCAUGGUUUGCAGCAUCCCCCAUCAAUGGCGGGAAACCAUGAAAGUGUUCCUGCAGUUUUCCUCGUUCAUAUUUUUUGUCUUACCCAUGACACUUAUAACACUAAUAUACAUUCGGAUUGGGAUAACACUGUAUAAUUCAGAGGUUAUCGGCGUUCAGCAGAACUCACUGGGACCGGAAGGUGGCGCUCAAAGUAAGAAGUCGUUCAGUGCAACAAAGGCCCGGAAGUCCGUAUUGAAGAUGCUAGUUGCAGUAGUGGUGGCCUUUUUCGUCUGCUGGGCGCCUUUUCACACUCAGAGGCUGUGGACGAUCUACAUGAAGAAAGAACACUGGACAACUGAGCUACUGGAGCUCCAAAAUCAUGUGUUCUUCCUGUCAGGUGUGCUCUACUUCUUCAGUGCCACGGUGAACCCCAUUCUUUACAACGUCAUGUCCAGGAAAUACAGACAGGCGUUUAGACAAACUCUAUGCGGGGGGCGUCCCCGAAACCCGGACCCCCGAAGUACCUACGUCUCUUCCUACAGCCCUUCCCGUCAGAAAACCCUCGGCUACAACAAGAUGUCCAAGUCUGCAGUCGGACGGUUCAGCAUUGAAGAAACGGAAAACACGUACGCUGAAAGCCGGUCUUAGUGGAGAUGUUUGAUACAGGUGUAUGAUACAUGUGUAUGAUUUAUAGGUGAAUGAUACAGGUGUAUAAAAUAAGUGUUUGAUAAACGCGCAUUAUACAUGUGUAUGGUACAGGUCUUUGAUACACUCAGGUAUAUAGUACAAGUGUAAGACACAGGAACUGAGUAUAUGGUACGCGUAUGCGAUACAGAUGUAUAGUACAAGUGCAUGAUACAGAAAUAUAAUACUGAUGUA